Penicillium taxi is the source of this 384-nucleotide messenger RNA. Its product is annotated as S-adenosyl-L-methionine-dependent methyltransferase. The transcript has 2 exons. Bases 1 to 384 code for a protein of 127 amino acids. The record is from RefSeq and is a predicted model, not a curated record. NCBI's taxonomy places the organism in Eukaryota, Fungi, Ascomycota, Eurotiomycetes, Eurotiales, Aspergillaceae.
AUGUUGAGCAAACUAUGCAUCAACCUUCCAAGGAAAGGAUAUGCUACGGAGCAAGGAGUGAGUAGGCAACUAUCACCGGUCCGUUACCGGCCCACCUCGCCCUAUGGCGGAGAGGCUCGGUCAUGGGCUGAAGAUGCGGGGUUCAAGCCGGCAGACAUCGAGGCAUCUGCAGCUACGGUUUACUAUUCAAGUCCCGAGGGAUUGAAGUGGUGGGGUGAGACAAUGGCCCGGCGACUGGAACAAGGUGUGCUCGACAAGGGAGUUGAUGCUGGUCUCAUUGAUGAAGACAGAAAGGAUGAGCUCCCUCAAGGAUGGAGAGAAUGGUCUAACAAAAGCGAUGCUUUCAUCUCUAUGACUGACAUAAAGAUCAUCUGUAAGAGGUAG